UCCACACACACAUUACCAAAAGACGCACUACAGAACCAUUCCAUUAGAACACAACCUGAAAAUUUGCAGACAAUUCAAAGUUAAAAGAAAGGCAUUAAACAAAAGAUGUCAUUAGCUUCGCCGAUUCAAUGCAUCAGAAUUAUAAAUCCAUCUUCUUCUUCUUCAUCUUCUUUGACGACUUCGUCGUCUUUGAGAUUCUCAACGAGUAAGCCAUGUGUAUUCAUCAUCAGAUGUUCUCAGGCCGAAGGUCCCCUGAGAAGGCCCUCUGCUCCUCCUACUCUCCGGGAGCCUUCACCUCCCCAAAAACCUGUGCUUCCUAUGCCGUCUUCUUCUCCUCCACCACCGCAGAAAGCUGUGGCUGUUGACGGUAAGAGCGUAGUAACUACGGUGGAGUUUCAGAGGCAGAAAGCUAAAGAGCUUCAGGAUUACUUUAAGCAGAAGAAGCUUGAAGCUGCUGGUCAAGGUCCCUUUUUUGGUUUCCAACCCAAAAACGAGAUCUCCAAUGGAAGGUGGGCUAUGUUUGGUUUUGCGGUGGGGAUGCUGACAGAGUAUGCAACAGGAUCAGACCUUGUCGACCAAGUUAAAAUCCUUCUCUCCAAUUUCGGCAUUCUAGACUUGGAAUAAUAAUAAUAAAAAGAGUGUUGUUGGUGUUAUAUAGAUAUAUGAUCCUUUCUCUCAUUCCUUAUGUUCAAUCUUCUUCUCCUUGUUUAUUCUUCCUCCUGUAUAUGCAUCCCCUAAAGAUCUUUUAAUACAGGGCCCUUUUGUUGUUCAACCA
Brassica oleracea var. oleracea is the source of this 775-nucleotide messenger RNA. RefSeq lists its product as uncharacterized. NCBI's taxonomy places the organism in Eukaryota, Viridiplantae, Streptophyta, Magnoliopsida, Brassicales, Brassicaceae. Gene Ontology annotation, cellular component: chloroplast thylakoid membrane. The record is from RefSeq and is a predicted model, not a curated record. The transcript has 2 exons. Bases 106 to 624 code for a protein of 172 amino acids.